UGUGAGCAGCAGGAAAGUGGAGCAGGGCCUGGAGUGCAGCGGCGAAGGAGAGCGUGAGGCGGAGAGGGAGGAGGCUGUUCUCAUCAAAAGAGCUCUCAAGAUAAUGAGACCCCAAAGCCCUCAGACCCUCACAGCUCCACACACAGAAACAGAGAUAAACAAGGAGCCGCAGGGAAACGUCUAUGGAUCUGAAAUGACGUGGCGGGAGGAGCUCCGCAGUCGGCAGUUCUGGAGUGCCAUCUUAGCAGAGCUGCUUGGCACCCUGGUGUUAGUGAGCGCCGUGCUGGGCGCCUCUGUUCCGGGGCCCGGCGAGGCCCCGGGGGGCCCCUUGUAUCCAGCUGUGGCAGUGGGUGUGGUCAUUGUUGCACUGGCACACUGCUUUGGAGAAAUAAGUGGAGCGCAGGUGAACCCGGCUGUCACGCUGUCCUUGCUGGCCACCCGGAAGCUGGACGCUCUGCGGGCGCUCGUUUACAUGGUGGCUCAGUGUUUGGGGGCCUGUUUAGGGGCCUCGGCCCUCUAUCUGGCUCUGCCCCUCAAAGCCACAGCAGAGCACUUUGUUAACAGGGUUCCUGCAGAUUUGAAUGCAGCGCAGGCUCUGUGCAUCGAGGUCCUGUGCACCUUUCAGAUGGUUUUCACCAUCUUCUCAGUGGAGGAGCAGAGACGGAAAGAGAGCGUAGAACCAGGAAAUCUGGCCAUUGGAUUUUCUCACACCGCUGGAGUGCUAAUAGGGGCACGUUUCUCUGGUGCCAGUAUGAACCCGGCACGCUCCUUGGGUCCAGCCAUCAUCACUGGAUUCUGGGAAAAUCACUGGGUAUACUGGCUCGGUCCGAUUAUCGGCGCUCUCCUGGCCGGAGUGUCCCAUGAGUUCUUCUUCGCCCGCAGCGCCUCUCGCCAGAAGCUGGUGGCCUGUUUGACCUGCAAGGACAUUGAGAUCGUUGAGACGGCCAGCAUGACUGGCUCGUCUCUGUCCACAGUCACUCAGAACGCCUUGAGAGCCAAACAUGCCAACAAACAGGAAAGCAACUGAAGACGGACGGUGGUUUAGUCAGGCUUCGAUGGUGAUCAGCUGAGUUACCAACGGUUAAGCUCCUUAAACGUCCUGUGCCAAAAUAACCCACAAAUCAGACUAAUGAUCUGAAGAUCGUUGCAUGAUAAAUAAAAAUUAAUCUGAUUAUGUUAACUCGCUUAAAACAGAAGAAAACCAUAUCACAAUCUAAGAGUUUCAUAUCAGUCAAUAUUGAUAAUUACUGAUUAGUUUUUUUUGUUUGUUUGUUUUUUGUUUUUUUCCCACAGUUUUUGUUAUAUUUUUAAGCAGUUAACAGAAAAAGUGGUGAGUGGGUGCUGGGUCAACUAGUGGCACUGUUGACCCAUCUUGAUUAUCUAGCAGUGAGCUAAACAGGAGAGCCUAAAGGUUUUCCUCUGCCUACAUCCCCCAGAAUGCUGUGCAGUUCUGAAUCAGAGUUUGGUGAAGUUAUUGGACAGUUGAUCAGAUUUUCUAUUGAAUUUAACCUUGAAUUUGUCCAUUACCGUCUUGUUUUGGUUGACCAACAAUCUCUUCGUAAUUUUCUUCAUUUUAUUUCAAAAUCUUCAAUGGAGAUGAUGGUGGAAAAAGGGAUUUUACAUCAAAUUAAGAAAACCCUGAGCGUUCUCUUCAUGAGACUCAUUUUUGCCGAGCAUCGUAAAACUUCCAAGGUGGCAAAAAUAAAUCAUGAUUUUUUCAUUUUCACAAUUAAAAAAAGAAAAAAAGAUAAAACCAUUUAUAUGAGGCAGGAUAAGUACUGCCUUUCUUGCCAUAUAUGGAGCGACUGUCUCGAGGUUCAGUAUUCUCUUUCACAUAAUCAGAAUAUGUAAAUACAAAAGGGACUAAUUGAAAUCCCGCUGAAUAACAGCCUGAUGUUCCAGAUGCAGCUCGUGUUUGUGAUCACUUUGAAAUGCUAAAGCGGCUCUUGGUCUGCGCUGUGGGUUCAGUGAUGCUCUCAAACUGUCCGUCCAGGUCUGUCUCUUCUCAUACGACCUGCUAUUCACAGGCAAAUGGACCUCCAUACCUCUGUUGUGGUCCAGCAGGGAGAACAGAAUAAGCUUUGUAAUUUAAAAUGGAAACAAUGGGAGUAUGAGCACAGUUUCUGAGGAAAUGUUUUGUUUUCGUAAAACCUUUAAGAACUGUUGUUUCUCGGUAUGAACUGAUAUUUAUGUCAUUUCUGUUAGAUACUAGCUGUUUUUAUUUCUAGAUAUUUUUCAUAUGACAAACACAAAAAUCUAUGUAUUUUAUUGAGUCAUUAUCUAACACAAAGCAAUGCGUAAUUGUAAAGAGGAGAGAAAAUGAUGCGCGGUUUCAAGAUGGUUUCAGAACCAGCUUUUAUUGCAAUAACAUCUACAAGUCUUUAAGAUGUAUGUUUCUACCAAGUCUGCAAAUGUUUGUUGAUUCAUCUUUGCAUAACAGCUCAAGAACGUCCCCGUGUUUCCACACAUCACAUCUCUGGUUUUAUAAAAUGAUGCAACAGUUUGGGAGGUUUUGCUUUAUAAAUUGUUUAAAUGAGGCUUCUACUAGAACCGUUUAUGAUCAAUUGUGACUCCAAAAAUCUGAUUUCAUUCACUUUUGCAAUUGGAAUUAUGAUCAUCACAAGACUGGACUUUGUUGUUAUUUGUGUUGCAGAAAAAGUUGUCUUGUUAUAGUUUCAUGUUAAAUUAUUUAGUUUAUUUCUGAAGAGUCUGAGGAAGCCUUUAAUAUUCUCUUUACUGCCCCCCUUUUAUAUCUAGUUGCUUGUGAAAAUAUAAAACAUAUAAAAACAUAAAAACCCUUAAUAAUCGAGCAUCAGUGAAUAUUAGAGAUAAGAUUUUUCCAUAAUAACAGAGCACCUUGCUCUCAGAUUCUACGUUUACUCUCCCAGACACAUUGUCUGCUUUUACUUUUUAACUUUCUGAUAGAGCUAAUAGUCACAGUUGCUGAAAUUGCACUGAAAAAAUGCAACAUGUUGCCAGGUGUUUUUGCUUAGGUUCUAAUGCAAAUAUUGACGCACAAACGAGGACGGACAAAACUAACUUAGAAGUAACUGUUUAGUCAAUAAUUCCUUAAAAGUUCCAGUUUCCAUUGGUAAGUUAUUCUUUACUAAUAACUUGGUUUCAAAGUGGAAAAAAAAGUCUGCAAGUAGGAACCAGUUCUUUUAAAGUCAAUUUUAAGAUGGGGGCUAACCUCCGCAGUCGAUAAAUACGUGCUUUGAAUAAGGAAUUGCUGCAGUUUUAACAAGGUGAUGCAACUCAGUGACGACAUGAUGGCUCAGGAGGGAUUGCUGAUUCGAUAGAAAACCUUCCACCAAACUGAACUUCACCAUGAAUGAUCCAAAUAUAAAUAAUCUGAACUGAACUUGAUUCAUUCAUGAAACUAUUUGAGAAACAUGUAUCCUUUUCCUUCUGCUUCACAAAUGAAUUGGGCUGGUUUGUUACACGAAUACAUAAGAGUUUGUGGUUGUUACAUGAGAAAAUGUUUAAGGACACUGCAUAAGACCGACCCUUUAAAACAAGUUAAUGUUGACAAUUAUUGUAAAAACCUUUAAAUAAAACUCUUGCCAUAAAAGAGCAAUGCUAUCACUGCAUGUAUUCUGGUUGCACAUAUGCACACACAUUUAGAAAGGCUUGCAGUUUUACAACACGCUAUAUACAGCAGUUCACACACACACACACACGCACACACACACACACACACACAAAAUGCACAAUAUCUACCACAUUGUGUGUGUUCUUUCUGACAGGUAUAAAAGGCAGUUAAAACGACAAGAUCAGCGUUCUGCAUUCAUCACUGCACACACGAACAGCGACGGCUCUCUGCUGCUCAGCUCUGAUGUUACUCAUCCCCCUCAUCAUGUCUGUACAACACACACACACGCACACACACGCACACACACACGCACACACACACACACACACACACACCCUCACACGCACACACACACACGCACACACACACGCACACACACACGUAGCCCACUGUGACCAGUCAAAGUCUUCUGCCAAACACAGAAACCAGCAAUGCUUUGGUUAUUUACUGGUGGGAUUCUGGUUGACUUUCUGGUUUGCAGCUCUGUUAGCAUUCUUGUUUUCCUUUUUGCACAAAUUACUUUUCUUUAUUAAAUACUGUUUGAUUUUAACAGGGUUUCAAUCACUUCAAUAAUCACAUUUCAUCUUUAGGUGUGUGAUAUUUUUUUAGGUCAUUUUUGCUUCUGUUGUUCAUUUUCCAUCUAACUGUCUCUUGCUGUAACAGAAUCAACCAAAACCCAGAUAGUCAAGUACAAGUUUUAGAUUUUGUCACCAUUUUUAAUCCUAAGCGAUGGUUUAAAUGUCUUUAAAGCAACGGCAAAGUGAAGCUGCAAACAUUCCCCUGAACCUCACUGCGUUUGUAUUUUUGUCUUGUCUCUGAGCAUAUGUAGCGCCCUUGCUUGUUGCAAACAAUGGUUUCACAGGGUCAGGCAUUUCAGUGUUAGCGCUGUUAGCUUUGGGCGCUUUCGUGUGGGGCCCCAACUGUAUUAUCUGCAUGCAUGUGUGUGUGUGUGUGUGUGUGUGUGUGUGUGUGUGUGUGUGUGUGUGGGUGUGUGUGUGUGUGUGUGUGCACUUGUGCACAAAAGCAUGCAUGUCUCUUUGUGCACAAGUGUGUGUUUUCUGCCCUUGUCCAUCAGGAUUUAUAUCUGCACGUUGUGACAGUUAUGAUAUGUCAACAGAUGACAUUUGCCCUCAAGAAAGCCUCAUCCUCUGAGUUUCAGCUGUUCCUCCCAGUGGAGGUUCGGCUCGGCUUCUGAUCCGAAUAUACAAAAAUAACCUUUCUUGAUCCUUCGCUUUUCUGAUUAGAUUAGCUUUUUCUAACAUAUAUUUAAUCUGUUUUGGUUCUUUGGUGGUUUUAGUGGCGGUGUAAGAAGAGAAGCAACAAAAGGUGUUAAGUUAGUUUGAUUUAGGAUGUUUAGGGCUGAAGUACCUGACCACCUCCCACCCUCAGCUCAAUAGGGGGAUUAUUACGUC
This is a messenger RNA of Poeciliopsis prolifica (blackstripe livebearer), 5004 nucleotides long. RefSeq names its product aquaporin AQPAe.a. Gene Ontology annotation, cellular component: plasma membrane. Gene Ontology annotation, biological process: transmembrane transport. Gene Ontology annotation, molecular function: water channel activity. Lineage: Eukaryota; Metazoa; Chordata; Actinopteri; Cyprinodontiformes; Poeciliidae. The record is from RefSeq and is a predicted model, not a curated record.